Drosophila elegans is the source of this 798-nucleotide messenger RNA. It is a transcript of the gene lectin-33A, whose product is annotated as C-type lectin 37Db. Gene Ontology annotation, cellular component: external side of plasma membrane. Lineage: Eukaryota; Metazoa; Arthropoda; Insecta; Diptera; Drosophilidae. The transcript is spliced from 2 exons. Gene Ontology annotation, biological process: biological process involved in interspecies interaction between organisms. The record is from RefSeq and is a predicted model, not a curated record. The coding region runs from base 1 to 555 and encodes 184 amino acids. Gene Ontology annotation, molecular function: carbohydrate binding.
AUGGCUGCUUCAUCGAACACGUUGUUUUUUCUUUGUGCUAUUUUUACAUUUUCUCUGGCUUCGGCCCAAUUAAAAGUUAAAUGUCCAUCGGGCUUCACUCUUGUUGGAGAAAAAUGCUAUCGUGUGUCCUACGAAAAGGCCAAUUGGUUUAAUGCCGAUCGCAAAUGCUACAGCUUAAACUCCACUCUGCUUGUAUUUGACGACAAGAAGGAUAUGCAGUUGUUGACAGCCACUCUUGAAGUUCUGGGCAUACCUUUCGCCAACAGCUGGAAGGACUCCAUUUGGACAGGACUCACUUCCCUGGGAAUGGGUAGUGCCUUUGUUCAGAAUCGCGAUGGCUCAUCCGUUGCGUAUACGCCCUGGAGUGCAAAUCAACCGCAGAAUCUCUCCGGAAAAGACUGUGUUGCCUAUGCUGAUUACAAUGGCUUUGGAUACCACAAUAUCGAAUGCAGCCUGUACGAGUUUCCCUUCGUUUGUCAGGCCAAAAGGGUGGCAACUGAAAGCUAUUUGUGUUUAAAGAAGCAACAAUUUUUAGAGGUAGAUGUAGUUGUAUAAAAUUCUUUAUAGGUUCGUUAUAGAGACAGCAAGAACUUUAGGUCUAAAAAUGGAACUUUACGACUCCAGACAGCCAAAGGGUAAAGAGCCAUAAACAAAACUGGCUAAGCCGAUAAAAAACGUGUUGACGUUUUGGCGAGAAGAGGCAAACUCACAACAGGUCGUAUGUCAUUUCUUUUUCCUGAAUUUAUGGAAGUUAUCGAAGCGGUCACAAAUUGGCAAAAGUUGGAACCCAGAAAGCAA